Molecule: messenger RNA, 2278 nt
Organism: Biomphalaria glabrata
Lineage: Eukaryota; Metazoa; Mollusca; Gastropoda; Planorbidae
Product: acyl-coenzyme A diphosphatase NUDT19-like
Exons: 3
Coding region: 360-1517 (385 amino acids)
Cellular component (GO): mitochondrion
Molecular function (GO): hydrolase activity, acting on acid anhydrides, in phosphorus-containing anhydrides
Source: RefSeq, a predicted model, not a curated record
UACUAAAUUUUAGAAUCUAGAGUAGAUAUACUCAUAUAGACUAUUAACAUGCAAUGACAUUGGACUAUUAAUUAGUAGAGAGAGAGUAUUCUUGUAGUUUAUGGUCUAUUCUGUGUCUAUUCUGUACUAGUCUAGUUGUACUAGCUACUCAUUUCUAGACUAUACUGAGAUUACUGGUUAUUAGAUCUAGAUUUAUAAUUAAAAAUAUAUUUAUAUACUCUACAGUCUACAGUCUACAGUGAUCUAAUCUAGAUCUAUUAUCUAUAUAGAAUCUAUCUAUAAUCUAGAUUCUAAUUCUAGGCUAAAACUAGAAAUAGAGUUUAAUACUCUAAUAUUUAAGUAAUAUUAGAUCCGUUAUUAUGGCAUCUUUAUUGAAACAUUGGAGAGACUCUUCCAGUUUAAUUAUAGCAUCCAAAAAACUAUCUAUGCCAAUACCAAGGCAGACCUUUGCCAAUAAAUUGCUAAAAAAGCUACCAGAAGUUGCAGAAAAUACAAAUGAAGAAUUCCUCAGAGUGUUACUUUUAAAAAGACAUGGAAAUAAUUCUUUUAUGCCAAAUACAUUUGUUUUUCCUGGUGGCAUGAUUAAUGAGAAUGACUUUUCAGAAGAAUGGUUAGAUAUCACAGGCUGUACACAAGAUAAAAUGGAGCUCUUUACAAAAGGACGUAAGGGUCCAAACAUUUUCACAAGAGAAAGGCAGACCAAACUUCCUAAUGAAAUAGGCUUCAGAAUAACAGCAAUUCGAGAAACAUUUGAAGAAUCAGGAGUUUUGCUUGCUAGACCACUCUCAGAUUUAAAAGAUCUAGUACACUUAAGCUCAUCCAGUCAUCACCCUUUUGGAGCAACGUAUUGUAACAUCCCAAUCAAGACCAGUAUGUCUUGGCGAAAUAAAAUUAUUUCUGACCCAUCAAAAUUUAUCUCAAUGUGUAAAGAGUUGGAGAUUACGCCUGACAUUUGGUCUCUAUAUGAAUGGUCCAACUGGUUGACUCCACCUCUAAAAGGAUCACGGUUUGACACAGCUUUUUUCAUUUGCUGUGUAGAUGAAGCACCACUAGUCUAUGACUCAAAUGAAACAGAAGAAGGUGUUUGGUUAAGUCCAUCAGGGACUUUAAAAGCCUGUGCUGAAGAAAUUGUUGCAUUGGCACCGCCUCAAAUUUAUGAGCUGUCUCGGUUAAAACAUUUCACAAAUAUUGAUGAGUUGCUAUCAGUGGCUUGGACAAAUUCAUUUUAUCGUUCUGAACAGUGGAUGCCUGUCAUUUUGCAGAGCCAGGACUGUUUGAUAUUCGCUUUACCAGGUGAUGACUUGUACCCCAGUGACCCAGAUCUCACAGGUGAAGUGGCCUCCUGCCCAAUGAUCAGAACAGAGACUUUAGAUGAACUUCAGGUUUUAUUUCCACAUCACAACAGAAUAGUUCUUCACAGAGACAAACAAAUGUCACUCUACUGCAAUCUCCAUGACCUUCCUGGAUACUUAAUGCCUCAACAGUUUAACACAACACCAAAAACAAUAGCCGUAUAAAAGCUAUACAUUCAUUGGACAAUAGUUUUGAUGACAUCUUAGGCAUCUGGCUUUAUGCACAUUGGACAAUGUUUCUGAUGAAAGCAUUGAUGUAUGCUGGUGCAAUCAUUCAGACAUGUGAUGACAAUAAGAAUUGGAUUCAUUCAUUGGCAGAAUAACAAAGAGACAUUGUCACUAUAAAUAGGAAAUUGUUUAUUAAUCUGUGUAUCUUUGAAAUAUAAACAAAUGAUUCAGCAUUGUUAGCGUUAUUAUUACUUUCUAUAUCCACAAACAAUGGCUGUCAAAAUAUGAACAAAAAAAAUUGAUUUCUUUUUAGCAACAAAGACAACUUACAAGAAGACAACAAACAUUAUGCAUAAAAAUUUCACAUUUUUAUAUAUAUAAAAAAAACAACCAAAAAAAAAAACCCUAAAAUUUUAAUAAAAGGAAGUGGAUAUAAAAAUGUUAGCAUUCAUUAUUGACAUAUAGGUCAGUUCAUUAUUAGUUAUUCUGUUUCAGACUACACUUGUAAACAAGUUGUUCGGGGGGGGGGGGGGGGAUGUUAAAUAAUUUACUUGACUACAGAUACUCUAAAUAAAGUAUGUAGUUUUCUUUAAUAACACUAAUUUUUCUUCUCUACAGCUUAUCUUACAAACUGCAAACUUGUAUAAUUUUUUUUUUUUCAAAUCAUUGCAUAGUCCAACUUAUUUCUUUAGUUACUUAAUUAUAUUUUUGUAAUACCCGUGUUUAUCAUACACAUUUGAAAAAAAAAAAAGGAAAAA